AUGUCUUCGGUCGUUGACACACUGAAGGAAGGCGGAAGGCAGAUUGUUGCCGGAGGAUCUGCUGGUCUCGCAGAGGUUUUGGUAAUGUAUCCUUUAGAUGUCAUCAAGACUCGUUUACAAGUUGGGCAGCAUGACAAGGGAAUGGUGGAUUGCGUACUGAAAACAUACCGUAAUGAAGGGAUUGGAGGAUUUUACAAGGGUAUUCUUCCUCCAAUUUUGGCCGAAACUCCAAAACGCGCCACAAAAUUCUUCACAUUCGAGCAGUACAAAAACCUUUUCACUCACAACGACGUUCCGAUGCCAGUUACCAUGUCGAUCGCCGGCUUGUUUUCCGGAUUGACCGAAGCCGUUGUCAUUUGUCCGUUCGAGGUUGUCAAAGUUUGCCUGCAAGCUGAUCGAAACACGUCGAUUUCGCAGCAACGCUCAACUGCUUCAAUGGCUCGAGAGAUUAUUAAAAAUGAGGGCAUUGGAAGGCACGGCCUGUACAGAGGCUUUGGAGCAACUCUUGGACGACACGGUUACUGGAAUAUGGUGUACUUUGGCUUGUAUCAUAGUUACAAAGAUAUGCUUCCGGAUGCGAAGGAGAAUCCCAGCCAGCAUAUGAUGGGUCGAAUCGCUCUCGGGUUCACUGCUGGAUCGCUCGCAUCCGUCUUCAACAUUCCAUUUGAUGUCGCGAAAAGCCGAAUUCAAGGUCCUCAACCAGAUCCAAAUGUUCGAAAAUACUACGGGGCAAUUCAGACUAUUAGUCUUGUCUACAAGGAGGAAGGAUUUGCCGCACUUUACAAGGGACUCCUUCCAAAAGUUAUGCGUCUCGGUCCAGGCGGAGCAAUAAUGCUCAUUGUCUAUGAUGAAGUCUACAAAUGGCUUAAAGUGAACACAUAA
Caenorhabditis bovis is the source of this 882-nucleotide messenger RNA. Lineage: Eukaryota; Metazoa; Nematoda; Chromadorea; Rhabditida; Rhabditidae. The record is from the annotation of a GenBank genome assembly.